Molecule: messenger RNA, 777 nt
Organism: Emiliania huxleyi CCMP1516
Lineage: Eukaryota; Haptophyta; Isochrysidales; Noelaerhabdaceae
Exons: 2
Coding region: 1-777 (258 amino acids)
Biological process (GO): mitochondrial RNA processing; regulation of mitochondrial mRNA stability
Cellular component (GO): mitochondrial matrix; ribonucleoprotein granule
Molecular function (GO): RNA binding
Source: RefSeq, a predicted model, not a curated record
AUGCGUGGUGCGGGAUCGCGCGACGAGAGGCACACCUCUGCUGCCGGUGGUCAGCUCAACGCUAAGCAGCUCAGCAGCCACAUCUCAAAUGCUGGCAGCGCUGACGCAUUGCUCACGCUCUUUGCUGCCCACAGCACGAGCUUGAACCACAUCCACGCUGCGAACCUGUGGAACAAACUGGGCAAGCAGCGCAUCGAGCGGCGGCACGAGGAGCGGCUUGAGCAGCUGGUGCAGCGCACGCUCCACCUCGUCUCGUCGUGCGAAGCACACUGCUCGCGUGUGAUCAGCGACUCGCUCGCGCGGGAUCCGUCGAGGUGGGGCGUCGUGGACCGCUCUCAGCUGCACCAGUGGCAGCUCUGGCUCUCCCUUGAGCGAGGAGCAGACGGGCAGCAGCACCUUCUCUCCGAGUCCCAGCGCAAGCUCUGCUGCGACGCCAUGCAAGAUACGCAAGUGACGAUCUCUGAGUUCCAACGCUCCGUCGCGGCUGCCCUCGCCGCCGUCCAGCACGGCUUCGAGGAGGAGCAUCUCGAGCCGCGCACCGGCUACUCGCUCGACCUGGCGCUGCCCUCGUCACGCGUCGCGGUCGAGGUGGACGGCCCCUCUCACUUCCUGCUGCCCGACGGCCGGGGCGUGCGCAAACCCAACGGGCCGACGCUGCUCAAGCGGCGCCUCCUCAGAGCGGCUGGCUGGAGGGUGAUCAGCGUUCCAUUCUACGAGUGGAACGGCUUCGCGACUGCCAGUGAGCGGCACACCUACCUGCAGAGGCUGUUGGGCUAG